Salvelinus fontinalis (brook trout) is the source of this 6112-nucleotide messenger RNA. RefSeq lists its product as uncharacterized. The coding region runs from base 764 to 3460 and encodes 898 amino acids. The record is from RefSeq and is a predicted model, not a curated record. The transcript is spliced from 2 exons. NCBI's taxonomy places the organism in Eukaryota, Metazoa, Chordata, Actinopteri, Salmoniformes, Salmonidae.
GUUAUGUUAUGUUAUAUAUAUAAAUAUAUAAUAUAUAUGUUAUGUUAUAUAUAUAUUUAAUAUAUAUGUUAUGUUAUGUUAUAUAUAGAAACUUAUAAAUGUUAUGUUAUGUUAUAUAUAUAAAUAUAUAAUAUAUAUGUUAAGUUAUGUAUAUAAAUAUAUGAUAUAUAUAUUAUGUUAUAUAUAUAAAUUUUUAAUAUACACUGCUCAAAACAGUAAAGGGAACACUUAAACAACACAAUGUAACUCCAAGUCAAUCACACUUCUGUGAAAUCAAACUGUCCACUUAGGAAGCAACACUGAUUGACAAUAAAUUUCACAUGUUAAUGUGAAAUUUGACACCAAAUAAAAUAUUUUAAAAUUUAGUUUUCAGGACUGAAACAUACCUUCAAUGUACAUCCUUGUGGAUCUUGGGUUUACGACAGGAGGUACCAGCCUUAUGGAUCUUGGGUUCAGGACAUGGGGUACCAGCCUUAUGGAUCUUGGGUUCAUGACAUGGGGUACCAGCCUUAUGGAUCUUGGGUUCAUAACAUGGGGUACCAGCCUUAUGGAUCUUGGGUUCAGGACAUGGGGUACCAGCCUUAUGGAUCUUGGGUUCAUGACAUGGGGUACCAGCCUUAUGGAUCUUGGGUUCAGGACAUGGGGUACCAGCCUUAUGGAUCUUGGGUUCAGGACAUGGGGUACCAGCCUUAUGGAUCUUGGAUUCAGGACAUGGGGUACCAGCCUUAUGGAUCUUGGGUUCAUGACAUAGGGUACCAGGCUUAUGGGUCUUGGGUUCAUGACAUGGGGUACCAGCCUUAUGGAUCUUGGGUUCAUGACAUGGGGUACCAGCCUAAUGGGUCUUGGGUUCAUGACAUGGGGUACCAGCCUUAUGGGUCUUGGGUUCAUGACAUGGGGUACCAGCCUUAUGGGUCUUGGGUUUAUGACAUGGGGUAACAGCCUUAUGGGUCUUGGGUUCAUGACAUGGGGUACCAGCCUUUUGGAUCUUGGGUUCAUGACAGGAGGUACCAGCCUUAUGGGUCUUGGGUUCAUGACAGGAGGUACCAGCCUUAUGGGUCUUGGGUUCAUGGCAUGGGGUACCAGCCUUAUGGGUCUUGGGUUCAUGACAUGGGGUACCAGCCUUAUGGGUCUUGGGUUCAUGACAUGGGGUACCAGCCUUAUGGAUCUUGGGUUCAUGACAGGGGGUACCAGCCUUAUGGAUCUUGGGUUCGUUACAUGGGGUACCAGCCUUAUGGGUCUUGGGUUUACGACAGGAGGUACCAGCCUUAUGGAUCUUGGGUUCAUGACAGGAGGUACCAGCCUUAUGGUUCUUGGGUUUGUGACAUGGGGUACCAGCCUUAUGGAUCUUGGGUUUGUGACAUGGGGUACCAGCCUUAUGGGUCUUGGGUUUGUGACAUGGGGUACCAGACUUAUGGAUCUUGGGUUUGUGACAUGGGGUACCAGCCUUAUGGAUCUUGGGUUUGUGACAUGGGGUACCAGCCUUAUGGAUCUUGGGUUCAUGACAGGAGGUACCAGCCUUAUGGGUCUUGGGUUCGUGACAUGGGGUACCAGCCUUAUGGAUCUUGGGUUCAUGACAGGAGGUACCAGCCUUAUGGGUCUUGGGUUUACGACAGGAGGUACCAGCCUUAUGGGUCUUGGGUUUACGACAGGAGGUACCAGCCUUAUGGGUCUUGGGUUUACGACAGGAGGUACCAGCCUUAUGGGUCUUGGGUUUACGACAGGAGGUACCAGCCUUAUGGAUCUUGGGUUCGUGACAUGGGGUACCAGCCUUAUGGGUCUUGGGUUUACGACAGGAGGUACCAGCCUUCUGGGUCUUGGGUUUACGACAGGAGGUACCAGCCUUAUGGGUCUUGGGUUUACGACAGGAGGUACCAGCCUUAUGGGUCUUGGGUUUACGACAGGAGGUACCAGACUUAUGGGUCUUGGGUUUACGACAGGAGUUACCAGCCUUAUGGAUCUUGGGUUCAUGACAUGGGGUACCAGCCUUAUGGAUCUUGGGUUCAUGACAUGGGGUACCAGCGUUAUGGGUCUUGGGUUUACGACAGGAGGUACCAGCCUUAUGGAUCUUGGGUUCAUGACAUGGGGUACCAGCCUUAUGGAUCUUGGGUUCAUGACAUGGGGUACCAGCCUUACGGAUCUUGGGUUCAUGACAUGGGGUACCAGCCUUAUGGAUCUUGGGUUCACGACAGGAGGUACCAGCCUUAUGGGUCUUGGGUUUACGACAGGAGGUACCAGCCUUAUGGAUCUUGGGUUCAUGACAUGGGGUACUAGCCUUAUGGGUCUUGGGUUUACGACAGGAGGUACCAGCCUUAUGGAUCUUGGGUUCAUUACAUUAGGGUACCAGCCUUAUGGAUCUUGGGUUCAUGACAUGGGGUACCAGCCUUAUGGAUCUUGGGUUCAUGACAUGGGGUACCAGCCUUAUGGAUCUUGGGUUCACGACAGGAGGUACCAGCCUUAUGGGUCUUGGGUUCAUGACAUGGGGUACCAGCCUUAUGGGUCUUGGGUUCGUGACAUGGGGUACCAGCCUUAUGGAUCUUGGGUUCAUGACAGGAGGUACCAGCCUUAUGGAUCUUGGGUUCAUGACAUGGGGUACCAGCCUUAUGGGUCUUGGGUUCAUGACAGGAGGUACCAGCCUUAUGGAUCUUGGGUUCAUGACAGGAGGUACCAGCCUUAUGGAUCUUGGGUUCAUGACAUGGGGUACCAGCCUUAUGGGUCUUGGGUUCGUGACAUGGGGUACCAGCCUUAUGGGUCUUGGGUUCAGGACAUGGGGUACCAGCCUUAUGGGUCUUGGGUUCGUGACAUGGGGUACCAGCCUUAUGGAUCUUGGGUUCAUGACAGGAGGUACCAGCCUUAUGGAUCUUGGGUUCAUGACAUGGGGUACCAGCCUUAUGGGUCUUGGGUUCAUGACAGGAGGUACCAGCCUUAUGGAUCUUGGGUUCAUGACAGGAGGUACCAGCCUUAUGGAUCUUGGGUUCAUGACAUGGGGUACCAGCCUUAUGGGUCUUGGGUUCGUGACAUGGGGUACCAGCCUUAUGGGUCUUGGGUUCAGGACAUGGGGUACCAGCCUUAUGGAUCUUGGGUUCAGGACAGGAGGUACCAGCCUUAUGGGUCUUGGGUUCGUGACAGGGGGUACCAGCCUUAUGGGUCUUGGGUUCGUGACAGGAGGUACCAGCCUUAUGGAUCUUGGGUUCAGGACAUGGGGUACCAUCCUUAUGGAUCUUGGGUUCAUGACAGGAGGUACCAGCCUUAUGGAUCUUGGGUUCAGGACAUGGGGUACCAUCCUUAUGGAUCUUGGGUUCAUGACAUGGGGUACCAGCCUUAUGGAUCUUGGGUUCAGGACAUGGGGUACCAGCCUUAUGGCUCUUGGGUUCAUGACAUGGGGUACCAGCCUUAUGGAUCUUGGGUUCAUGACAUGGGGUACCAGCCUUAUGGAUCUUGGGUUCAUGACAUGGGGUACUAGCCUUAUGGGUCUUGGGUUCGUGACAUGGGGUACCAGCCUUAUGGGUCUUGGGUUCAGGACAUGGGGUACCAGACUUAUGGAUCUUGGGUUCAGGACAGGAGGUACCAGCCUUAUGGGUCUUGGGUUCGUGACAGUGGGUACCAGCCUUAUGGGUCUUGGGUUCGUGACAGGAGGUACCAGCCUUAUGGAUCUUGGGUUCAGGACAUGGGGUACCAUCCUUAUGGAUCUUGGGUUCAUGACAGGAGGUACCAGCCUUAUGGAUCUUGGGUUCAUGACAGGAGGUACCAGCCUUAUGGAUCUUGGGUUCAGGACAUGGGGUACCAUCCUUAUGGAUCUUGGGUUCAGGACAUGGGGUACCAGCCUUAUGGAUCUUGGGUUCAUGACAUGGGGUACCAGCCUUAUGGAUCUUGGGUUCAGGACAUGGGGUACCAGCCUUAUGGAUCUUGUGUUCAGGACAUGGGGUACCAGCCUUAUGGAUCUUGGGUUCAGGACAUGGGGUACCAGCCUUAUGGAUCUUGGGUUCAUGACAUAUGGUACCAGGCUUAUGGGUCUUGGGUUCAUGACAUGGGGUACCAGCCUUAUGGGUCUUGGGUUCAUGACAUGGGGUACCAGCCUUAUGGGUCUUGGGUUUAUGACAUGGGGUACCAGCCUUAUGGGGUUUGGGUUCAUGACAUGGGGUACCAGCCUUAUGGAUCUUGGGUUCAUGACAUGGGGUACCAGCCUAAUGGGUCUUGGGUUCAUGACAUCGGGUAACAGCCUUAUGGGUCGUGGGUUCAUGACAUGGGGUACCAGCCUUAUGGGUCUUGGGUUCAUGACAUGGGGUACCAGCCUUUUGGAUCUUGGGUUCAUGACAGGAGGUACCAGCCUUAUGGGUCUUGGGUUCAUGACAGGAGGUACCAGCCUUAUGGGUCUUGGGUUCAUGGCAUGGGGUAUUUGCCUUAUGGGUCUUGGGUUCAUGACAUGGGGUACCAGCCUUAUGGGUCUUGGGUUCAUGACAUGGGGUACCAGCCUUAUGGAUCUUGGGUUCAUGACAGGGGGUACCAGCCUUAUGGAUCUUGGGUUCGUUACAUGGGGUACCAGCCUUAUGGGUCUUGGGUUUACGACAGGAGGUACCAGCCUUAUGGAUCUUGGGUUCAUGACAGGAGGUACCAGCCUUAUGGAUCUUGGGUUUGUGACAUGGGGUACCAGCCUUAUGGAUCUUGGGUUCAGGACAUGGGGUACCAGCCUUAUGGAUCUUGGGUUCAGGACAGGAGGUACCAGCCUUAUGGGUCUUGGGUUCGUGACAGGGGGUACCAGCCUUAUGGGUCUUGGGUUCGUGACAGGAGGUACCAGCCUUAUGGAUCUUGGGUUCAGGACAUGGGGUACCAUCCUUAUGGAUCUUGGGUUCAUGACAGGAGGUACCAGCCUUAUGGAUCUUGGGUUCAUGACAGGAGGUACCAGCCUUAUGGAUCUUGGGUUCAGGACAUGGGGUACCAUCCUUAUGGAUCUUGGGUUCAUGACAUGGGGUACCAGCCUUAUGGAUCUUGGGUUCAGGACAUGGGGUACCAGCCUUAUGGAUCUUGGGUUCAGGACAUGGGGUACCAGCCUUAUGGAUCUUGGGUUCAUGACAUGGGGUACCAGCCUUAUGGAUCUUGGGUUCAUGACAUGGGGUACUAGCCUUAUGGGUCUUGGGUUCGUGACAUGGGGUACCAGCCUUAUGGGUCUUGGGUUCAGGACAUGGGGUACCAGACUUAUGGAUCUUGGGUUCAGGACAGGAGGUACCAGCCUUAUGGGUCUUGGGUUCGUGACAGGGGGUACCAGCCUUAUGGGUCUUGGGUUCAUGACAGGAGGUACCAGCCUUAUGGAUCUUGGGUUCAGGACAUGGGGUACCAUCCUUAUGGAUCUUGGGUUCAUGACAGGAGGUACCAGCCUUAUGGAUCUUGGGUUCAUGACAGGAGGUACCAGCCUUAUGGAUCUUGGGUUCAGGACAUGGGGUACCAUCCUUAUGGAUCUUGGGUUCAUGACAUGGGGUACCAGCCUUAUGGAUCUUGGGUUCAGGACAUGGGGUACCAGCCUUAUGGAUCUUGGGUUCAGGACAUGGGGUACCAGCCUACUCAUUGACUCCCACGGAUUACAAUUAUAAAGAGUUUACGCAAAUAUUAUCAUCGCAGUUCUUAUUGCAGGACUUUAAAUGUGGGAAAUCACCUCACAACUCAGCCUAUAGUGCCUAUUGAACAUUCAUAUUUUAAUGUACAGCCUUACCUGUGGAAAUGUGAAGUGAAUUGAACAUUCAUAUUUUAAUCCAAUCUAAUCCAAAUAUUAUAUUAUAUUUACUAUUUAUGUCUAUUUGCAUCAUGUUCAAUAUUGGACCCUUAUUUUGAAGGCGAACUGCAAAUUCCAUUGUGGCUCAUCAUUAUUCUAGCUAGCAUCACACAGGUGCUUUUCCGACGGGAUAAAAUAAUCCCUUGCAACCUGCACAGUCUCAAACAGAGUACGGAGAACAGCAACGGUCGGUAGUCGAGAUCUGUCGCGUGCACAGAAAAACCACACUAGAACCGGACAGAAAAAACAACUCAAAACCUGUCAGACCAUCGGAGAAGUGAACUCGAACGAGCCUGAGAGAAAACGAAGCCUUUGUUUUCAGAAGCAGCGGGGAGCCGAACCGGAGGAAAG